AGCGUCAGUCGGGUGGCAACUGUCGAGCAUGUGCGUCGUUCCUCGUGCAUCUUAGUCGCGUUUUCAAUCGCACACAGUACGAUAUAUUGCAUGUACACCCCGGUACGCGAACAAACGGCAGACAGUUCGCGAACAUGUGAUUUUGACGGAGAGUACAGUUUGUUGACGCUCGUAACCGCGUGCGUGACAAGUGAAGGUUUCCCUGGCCGGAUAUAUCGUUACCCCACAGCAGCCUCGUUCGAGGGGUUGGAGAAUAAUGUUCUGAGCCGCGAGCCACGCACAUCAUGGUUGCUAAGCACUUCACGCAGGGCUCGAGCCCCGAGUUCGGUGUCCCUGACAUGACGGUGAUCAGCGACAUCGACGAGACGGGAAUCAAUCGGAAUCUCCAAGUCCGAUACGGAAGGGACCAGAUAUACACCUACACGGGAUCCAUACUGGUGGCUGUGAACCCCUACAAAGAGGUGGACUUCUACACGAACGAGUACGUGAAUCGAUACCAUGGACAGAAAAUGGGCUCCUUGGAGCCACACGUGUUCGCCCUGGCCGAGGCUGCGUACAGGUCGCUCCAGGACACGGAGAGCAAUCAGUCCUGCGUGAUAUCCGGCGAAAGUGGGGCCGGAAAGACCGAGACCACGAAAUUUAUUCUCCAGUAUCUAUGUUCGGUAACCAGCAACGUGGACACGUGGGUGGAACAGCAGAUUCUGGAGGCAAACACCAUUCUCGAGGCAUUCGGUAACGCGAAGACGGUGAGGAACGACAACAGCUCGCGGUUCGGAAAGUUCAUGCAAGUGUGCUUCGACAGCAAGUGGAUGAUCAAGGGUUGCAUCAUCCAGGAUUACCUGCUGGAGCAGAGCCGUAUAACCUUUCAGAGCACCGGGGAGAGAAACUACCAUGUGUUCUAUCAGCUGGUCGAGGCUGGCACGAGGGACAAGGAAUUCGCCGAGCAGUAUAAAUUGAUGCCAGCGAGCCACUACAAGUAUCUCAAUCAGUCCGGUUGCGUCAAGAUCGACGGGAUCUCCGACUCCAAGAAGCUUGAUGCUCUUAGGCUUGCGUUCAACGUGCUUCAGGUCGCUCCAGAGAUGUGCGAGGGAAUUUUCAGAGUUCUGUCCGCCAUCCUCUGGCUGGGAAACUUGAGCUUCGAGGACGUGGACGGUGAGAGGUGCGAGCUGACCACCGAGGAUCUCGAGAUCGUUGGAACGGUGGCUCCUUUGCUGGGGCUGCAGGUCGAGGAUCUCACGAAGGUGGUGCUGAUACGGCAGAUAAACGUGCGGGGAAACAUCACGGAGAUACCGCUGAAAGUACAGGAAGCCAGGGAAAAUAGACACGCGAUGGCGAAAGCGCUGUACUCGAGGGCGUUCGCCUGGCUCAUCAACCACAUCAACAAUUGCACGAAUCCCGGUCAAGAUAGCUCGAGAUUCCUCGGCGUCCUGGAUAUAUUCGGCUUCGAGAACUUCGCCGUGAACAGCUUCGAGCAACUGUGUAUCAAUUACACCAACGAGAAGCUCCACAAGUUUUUCAAUCACUAUGUGUUCGCGUUGGAGCAAGAGCUCUACCGUCAAGAAGAGAUCCAAUACUCCCAUAUCACCUUCACAGACAACACCAUGUGCCUGGAAUUAAUCGAGAAACCUCCACGAUGUGUUCUUAAGUUACUGACCGAGCAGUGCCAUAUGCCGAAGGGCUCCGACCUAGCGUAUCUGACUAAUUUGCACGCCGAAUUCGAGAACCAUCCGUGCUACGUGAAAGGCGACGAUCGACGAAAGUGGGAAAAGGAGUUCGGGGUGAAGCAUUACGCGGGCUGCGUGACGUACACCGUCGAGGGUUUCGUGGACAAGAACCGCGACGUCCAGCAGGAUGUGUUUUUCGACUUCAUGUCGAGAAGCACGAACGAGUUCGUGCAAGAGAUCACCGUCUACCAGGACCUGUUGGGAUGCACGGUGGCUCGCGCGAGCGGUAACACGACCACAAUGUCCCGUGGAACGUCCAAAGGCAAGCCAACGCUUUGCGACUCGUUCAGGCAUCAGCUGCAGGCGCUGGUAGACGUCCUGCAAGCCACGACUCCUUGGUACGCGAGAUGCAUAAAGCCCAAUAUGCAGAAGAUAGCGAACCACUACGACGAGAAGCUGGUGCUCGAUCAGCUAAAGUACUUGGGCAUGCUGGAUAUAAUUCGGAUCAGAAAGGAAGGCUUCCCUAUACACAUGGCCUUUCACGACUUCGUCGCUAGGUACCGGUGCCUGGACAAGGCUCGUUUGUCUCGUCCAGGACAAGAGAUCGAAGCUGUCAAGUGUCUGAUCAGUAGCCAAGGUAUACCCGAGACCGAGUGGCAAAUAGGCAAGAGCAAAGUGUUUCUUAGGAGCUAUGUUCACGAACCUCUGGAAGACUCCAGGAACCAAAUGGUUACCAGCAAUGCCAUGAUGAUACAGAAAAUAUGGAGGGGCUAUGUCGAUCGAAAGGAGUACAAACGCAUAAGAGAGGCAGCGUUGAAAGUACAGCAUGCUUAUCGAGGCUGGAAGCUGAGAAUCAUGUUCAUCAGAAAGCGUAGAGCAGCUAUUGUCAUACAGAGUCACCUGCGCGGCGUCUUUGCUAGGGAAGUGGCGGCAGCCCUGAGGGAAAUGAGGCGAGUGGACGAAGAAAUGAGAAAGAGAGAGCGACAAGAGGAAGAGAGGAGACUAAUGGAAGACAAGAAAGCACUGGAAGAGAGCCAGAGCGCACAGUACAAUGGUAUUGUCGGAAUGGAACCUGGGAAGGCGCAAGAAGAGAUUGCCGCGUUAUCGCAGAUGGCGGAACAGAUGAACUCCAAGAUGGCUGCUUCGGAUUUGCAGUCGGUGGACUUGGACAACUUGUUCUCGUUUCUGUCCGAUGUUCAGUCGACGAAGGGUAAUCAGAUCAUCGAGGAGAUCGGCGAACAAAUGGACGAACUGGUGGAAGACCUUGACGUGGAGCUGGAGACUGUGAUACAGCAAGAAUUGGAGAUGAACUCCAAGUCCGAAUCCAAAGCGAACACUCCAAAUGGUCAGGAACCACCAUUAACGCCACAGCAAAUGUCACAAUCGCAGCAAAGGCUAGCCUGUGGUAACAGCGGCAAGCUUGGUCAGCCUAGUCUUCCCGAACCUACCGAACCCCCUCCACCUCCACCGCCACCCGCUCCGCCCAUAGCAAUGAACGGAGAUUCCUCCACCGACAACGGAGAACCAAUUUACGAAUCCGUGUUGCCUCGAGAGGAGAACAGUCCCAGUAGUCCCAUCGUAAUGAACGGUAGCUCUGGAUCAUUGGUGAACGGAGAAUCCUGUGGAUCGCCUCCACCGGUGCCAAACAACAAGAUUAUCAAGGAACAGAUCGCUGGCAGUCCUCCUUCCAGACCAGAAUCUAGGAACUCGAACGGUCACCAUUUGCACCACAAUCAUCAUCAACUGGUGCCUCAGCAGCAACAGAACGGUCACGAACAACAUCAGCAGCAACAGCAACAGCAACAAUCUCAACAACCGCCCGUUGAACGCGAGCAAAGACGGAAAUGCAGAGUAGAGCGCAAGCUUCAGGAAUUAGAGGACAAAAAGGAACCCGAUAACGAAGUGACUUAUCACGACAUAGUAGAAUUCGCACAGAAUUACUUCAACAGCCACGAAAGAUCUCCCGAGGGGACGAUAAUGGCCACGCUCACCAGAAAAUCGCGCGGCAAGAGCGUGGAGUAUAUUCCAAAGUACGAAAUGGUCACGUACUACAAAGGUUCCACCAUUCCAAAUUCUCACAUUCACAUGUACGAUCCCGAUAACGUUAACGUGGCAUGUUCAGUCUUUAGGGAUCUCUGUAAAUAUACAAGAGGAGAGAUGAAACUGGAUCAGGAGAUCGCAACGAUUCAGAGCAUAAUCGGUUACGGUAUCGAACGCGAAGAGCUGAGGGACGAGGUUUUCGUGCAGUGCAUGCGUCAGGCGACGAACAAUCCUAACCCAGAAUGGGCGGAACGAGUCUGGUUAUUACUGUGUCUGGCGAUCGUUGCCUUCCAACCCAGCAAACUGCUCUACAAGUACUUCGUGUCCUUCCUGCGAAAGAACUUGGCUCUGGAAGGGAAACUGAGACAGUACGUUCAAUGGUGCGUGGAUAACUGCAAGAAUAUGAAAGCCUCGUGCAGACAGCAUCCACCGUCGACGGUGGAGAUCGCUGCCAUGAGACGAUUGGGCACUAUAGUUUGCCGGUUCUUCUUCCUGGACGGAAGAACCAAAGCGAUCGAUGUGCAUCCAACCGACACUGCCUCUGACGCGGUUGCUAAGUUAGGUGAAAAAUUGGGUCUUCGAUCGUUGGAAGGUUGGGCAAUUUACCAAAGCAGACCGGACGGCGAAGAGCACGUUCGCGCGCACGACUAUUUGUACGAUGUAAUAGCUGCUUGGGAAAUGAAACAAUGCAAGCUGAACACUGCGCAAUCGACGUUCUCGACAUUGAGACGAAGUAAUAAUGCUACAUUAGGCAGCGGCGAUAAUCGAUUCGUCUUCAAACGCAGGCUAUUCCGAAACACUCGAGAAAUAUCUCAAGAUCCUGUUGAAGUGAACAUGCUAUACGCUCAAGCAGUAUAUAAUGUUGUUAAGUGCGACGACUUUCCAGUAUCCGAGAAGGUCGCGCUUCAAUUGGCAGGUCUGCAAGCCCAAGUCGCUCUGGGAGAUCCGAAAGAUAACGAUCGCCUAGAUUACUACAGCGAGGUCGAUAGCUUUUUGCCUUAUCGAAUAAGUCGAGCCCGCGGCGAUGACGUUUGGGUGCCGAUAAUAGCUCAAGCGCAUAGACAGUACGGCGCCGGUCGCAAGGAAUUGGCAGCCAAAGUAUUGUAUCUAUCGUGUGUGAUGCAAUACCCACUUUACGGCACGACGAUGUUCAACGUCACUUAUCGGGGUUACUGGUCGUACGGCAACCAACUGAUCUUAGGCAUCAACUCCGAGGGAUUGAUGCUCAUUAAACCCGACGACAAGUUCGUUUUGUCAGAAUAUCGGUAUCAAGACGUGGAGAGCAUCAUGUUGGACCCCAGCGACUGCUUCAUCACUUUGUCCCUGCUUCGUCACAAUCCUGACAGUUCGCACAAGUGCUUCGUAUUCGAAACUGCGCAGAAAAACGAGAUAGGUAGUCUGAUCGUUAGUUACUGUCCAGCGCUGGCUGCAUGGAUCACGGAAAACGAGGUUCCCACUAAGAAGCUCAAGUGUAUCACUAACGAGGAUCGAAUUAGACUUUACCAUAACUUAGUUAACUGUCGAAGGACGCUAGUCGAUGCGGAAAUCCUAAGAAAACCUCAAGACUCUGGCGGUGGUUUCCUCAGGAAUACCCUUAGACGGCUAUCGAAGCACAGAAUAGAAAAGCUUAGGCAAGAGCACGGCAGCGCAACGGAUCACGGUGAAACCUACAAGGGAUUCCCGUACGCGUAUUGGGCGUUCAGCAGACAAGCAAUACCACAGAGCCUUUCGAAGCUACCCGACCCAGACGAGCAGAUGUCCCUCAGCGUAUUCCAAUUGAUUCUAACGUAUGCUGGACUAGGACAAAAUGGAGACACGGUUCGAAGGGUCGAGGACGAGCACGUGAACCUGAUACAAACGGUGAUGGAACGAUGCAUAAGAAAAGAGAACUUGUUGGGCGAAUUGUAUCUACAGUUGAUCAAACAAACCACCGAUCACCCCGAUCCUAAUAGUCGGGUGAAUCUCAGGCAUUGGGCGCUGCUCUCUCUAGCCUGUUCCGUGAUUCUUCCGCCUCAGAAGGUCAUUCGAAAGUAUUUGAUAGCGCACUUGAAGCGUUGCGCCAGCGAUUAUGUGACGGAGGAGGGGAAGUACGCCCGAUUCGCUGAAAAGUGCCUUUGCAAGACGCAGGGCACGAGGAGAAGGCAAUGGCCACCGAGCAGGGAAGAGAUAAUGUGCACAAUUAACCGUAGGCCUAUUUACGCGAGAUUCCAUUUCAUGGAUGGCCAGUAUCACGCCGUGGAAUUUCAUCCAUCGGCGACGGCUAGGGAUGUCAUGGAGAUCAUCAAAGCCAAGAUCGGUCUGGAAGAAACUGCACUGGGUUACGCUAUCUACGAAGUCCUAGGUCCAACCGAGCGAGCGCUGAUACCAGAAGAGAAAAUCGCUGACGUGAUGUCGAAAUGGGAACGUUACAGAACAGCGAACGCACAGCAGAACCAAUCGCAACGAAAACACGCACAUCACUUUUUCCUAUUUAAGAAACAUUUGUUCCUCGAUCAGUACAUGAACCUCGACGAUCCCGUAGAGAAGGAGUUAUUGUACCAUCAAGUGCUGCACGACUUGCGCGCUGAUCGGUUCCCUAUCACCGAGAAGGAAGCUGUAAAUAAUUUUCUUUCCAUGAUGCUGACAGCCUUGCAAGCUCAAUUAGAGCUAGGUGAUUGCGAAGAUACCGUGUCGGACCUCGAUUAUCGCACUAUAUCGAGCCACUGCCUACCCGCGAGACUGGUACCAAAUUUGUGCGUGGAAGGUGUUUUCCAACACCACCAAUCCCUAAGAGGGAUGACACCGCCCGAAGCAAAGAAGUCUUUCUUAAAUUUAAUUCAGUCGUGGCCGCUGCACAGGGCCACGAUAUUCGACGUGAUGCAAUCGUUUACGUCGAACUGGCCCCGCGUUCUUUGGUUGGCCGUCGAUCAACAAGGUCUUCAUCUUCUGGAACAUCGCUCCAGAAACGCUCUUUGUACCUACGAAUACAGCAGUAUUCUCAGUUAUAGCCCAGCUGUUAGUUGUUUGAUGAUUAUCACCGGUACCGAUAAGAAACAGAGCAAAGUGAUCUUAACGACAUCCCAGGCACAUCAAAUAGCGAAUUUAAUUCGCGAGUACAUGGACGUGCUGCAAUCGCCACCGGAAGUACCAAAGAGGGAUUCAGCGAUAGCUCAACAAAUAGCUCAACAGCAGCUGCAACAAUCGUCAGCCAAUCUCUCGACGACUACCGGUGGUCGGAAAUCUCGACCUGCUUCGGUACUGCAUAGAGGUGCUCCAGUGAUACAAUCGCAAGCUAGUUAAAAAGGUUAAACUAAUCGUUAAGUGCGACACUCCUCCCUGAAUUGAUACCGAUAAACUGCUUUCAUUUUCAUACCUUUAUAUUACACGUUUAUCUUUAAUAUUUUCAAUAUCCAUACUUUUAUACAUCUAUAUCUCUUCUAUCGUUCAAACGACAUUCUUUCUAAAUAAGCGAUCUAGGUGAUCGAUACGUUUCAAGACGAACCUAUUUCGGUAUCAAGUUGAUGACAAGGAUGUGUCCGUAGUUAUUGAUGCUUUAUUGGCAAGGCCUAUCAGGCGACGAAGCGCGAGAAUUGUCGCAACGAGACGACACUAGCCUAGGAAUACUUUCUUCCAAUAUUUAUUCAAUUAGCUUAGGGCUCGAGAGACGUUGAAAAACAAAGAACAUAACUGCCACCGCGGAGAGUAGAUUAGCGAAUGGACCGACCGACAAAAACUGCCAUUUUACGAUUUUAAAGCUGAAAAGCCUUCGAAACAUUUCUAUUUCCAUUUUUCUCCGUCAAAGUCGUUGCCUUUUUUACGAGCGAUCGUCAACGUUUUUUAUACAAUUUUUCCCAGUAUAUAUAACGCGAUAACCAACGAAUGAAUUGGUGCGUAUUAUUAAUGUCGACGUACGAUCGGAAAUGGGCAAAAUUUUAUUCGAAUAAUAAUAAUUCAUUACAAUUUCGCCCAUAUCUCCAUGCACUGUAUUCUGCAUAUCAUUUUUUAUCGUCAGACAAAAAAGGGUGAUUAUCAAAUUUUCAAUACAAUUUCAUGGUUGAUGCUAACCAAGUCUGUUAAUCGAGCUGUAAAAGCCUCGAGUAUCUUAUUUGACAGUAUAUUUUAGUUUAGACAAUGUCAAGGAUGACCAAUUAAUUAAUUCUAUACCCUAUUUUGCUUGUCUCGUUGAUCACUCUGUUCGAUGAUGCUACCAUUAUAUGAUAAGAGAUAAGAGAAAAACUUAAAGGCUUUGAAAAUCAACAUAUUGCAAUCGACGUUAACGUCUCGAAUAUUAACUUGUGCAAAAUUUAAACACGAUUAUACACACACGUUAUCAUUGUACUUAGGCACAAUAUUCCAAGUAUAGCAAACGAUUAUAUAACCAUUAACUCGUAAUUCGAAAAAUCUUCGAUCACAUUUUAAAUGAAAGUCAAACGAUGAUCGGAUAUUCGUUUUCCAGACAAUCCUUUCGCGCUAUAGUCACUUUUCUUGUAAGGCUUGACAAUUAUGGCAUUUAAAUCCAAACAUUUAACGGAUAGGGAAUCUUUGGUAUUAAAUAAACAAUAUCCGUGAUUCAGAUGCACGAUCGCAUCGAUCAAAUAUUCCACAAAAUUGCGUCCAAAAAAAAUUUCUUAUUACUUCUUUUAAUUCGAAAGCCCCGAAUCGCUCGAUAUCUUGAUGUGUAAAUAUUAAACGGAAAAAAAAGAAAUAUUGAAACCUAAAACGAUAGAUUCCGAGCAAAAUUCUUCAACGUUAAAUUAAAUUCUAUUUCCAUAUAAGCUAGAUUUACGCGUUAAUCAGUCUUAGUUAAGCCUUUAAACGCAAUCCUUCAUAUUUGUAAAACGUGGCAAACAUACAAAAUCGAAAUUCUCGAAGGAUCUAUACUGUUCACAGUUCACUACGUAGAUAUAUAGUUCAACUAAAAUAACAGUCUCGACAAUGAGCAAUGGCGAUUGCUCGGUAACAAAUUAUACAGUUUAGUAAUAUACGAUUGUACCAUAAUUAAUUUUCGAAUUAUGUGGUAUAAGCACUUUUUACGGGACACAGUCGAGAAAGGAUUAGGGUAAGAUUAAAUAUACAAUUUCCUCUGUUAGUCUUUUGUCGAACCCUGGAGCCAGCGAUGAACCGUGACGAAACAGAGAUGUUUGCAUGCCCCCUGCAAUCCGUAUAUUCAUUCCGUUUGUUUUUCCGUGAAAUUAGCUAAGAUUUGACGAGUGCAGAGACAGACUGUGAUCCGCUUUGGGUGUCCUUAGUCUUCGAGAGCUGUUCAACGAGUGAGACAUCGUGUUAACUAAUAAAAAAAGAAAGAAGAUGACGAGCGUGUGUGAGUGAGAGGGUGAAUGAAAGUAUGAGAGAGCUACGAGAAAUAUUGUGAACAUAUGAAAUCGUACGUAAGAAUCGAGAAAACGAUUUACAACGAGUGCAUGAUACUUAAAAGGGGAUAAGAGAAUGGAAAAUAUGAAAAUCCCCAUAUGUGUAGCUUAAGCAAAAUAAAUUAUUGGUUGAUGAUGUUAUAUUGAAAUAUUUAAGAACGAAAAACACUGUAUAUACGUAUAUAAAUAGACGCGCACAGACGCAUAUGCGGACAACGCGAUUUACACACAAUUGCAUACAUAUACACACACAUAUGACAAAUUUUAUGUAAACUGGAAGGAAUACAUACAAAGCAGACAAGGGGUAACACCACGCCUACACAUAAUGCGACAAAGAUAUACAUACCAUUAUAUAAAUAUGAACAUAAAUAUAAAUAUAUGAUGAAUAUAUAUAAAUAUAUAAAUACAAAUAAAUAUAGAUUAUUAAUAUACUCGAGCUAUGUAUAAGGAUACAAUAAAACAAAGCAAAGCUUUAAUAUUGCAAG
Hylaeus anthracinus is the source of this 9537-nucleotide messenger RNA. It is a transcript of the gene Myo81F, whose product is annotated as myosin-I heavy chain. The transcript is spliced from 16 exons. Gene Ontology annotation, cellular component: myosin complex; cytoskeleton. Lineage: Eukaryota; Metazoa; Arthropoda; Insecta; Hymenoptera; Colletidae. Gene Ontology annotation, biological process: signal transduction. The record is from RefSeq and is a predicted model, not a curated record. Gene Ontology annotation, molecular function: ATP binding; protein binding; cytoskeletal motor activity. Bases 285 to 6983 code for a protein of 2232 amino acids.